CAAGCUGGCUCAGAGAGGUGUAACAUCUCCCUGCAUCCAUUUCAGUGAAUCUGGCACACAAAGCCUAUUUUCAGAAUGUCAGAGUUGACAUGUUUGUCUGCCACAAGGUUAGUGCUCAGUCCUUCUUUAGGAUGCCUAAAUGAUCAUCACUACAGACCUUGUAAAAUCAGGCACUGCUGGAACAUGCAUGCCUAGCAGCCAGUCUGACAAGAUACAUAGCAAUGAGCACUAGACCAAGAGCAAGGCAUUAGCAUGUUUCUCUGGCUUCCCUUCAGUCAAUUCACAUGGAUGUAGAGUCUAACUGCAAAGGAGUCUGUAAUCCCCAGAUAUUUGAGAAAGUGAGUUGGAGAUAAAUGGGCUAUUGAUUUUUUUUUCUUUCUCUUGCUCACUGUCAAAGAUUCAGUCGGUCCGUGACAGCAGCAUUGGUAGUCUCAGAUCUGCUUGCAUAUCUAGGAAACUUCUCUAGAUGAGUUCCUACAGAAUAUUUUCAAUAUUCUGUGACUUUCAGAUCUGUCAGUUUUGCACAGCUCAUUUUGAGUGACAUGGCAGGGUGAAGAGUGAAUCAAAAUUAUUAGGAUUCUUCCAGUGAUGUGGAGGAUUCAUGGUAACUAUUGGUGCAGAGGUUUCAUUCGAUCUCUGGGUGACAUUUUAGUAUUUCAUAGCUUUUUGGAAUGGUUGUGCAAUAAUAACCAGCUAACUUAAAAGGAUACCUUCAGACCUAUUAAUAAAAUCACACCAAGAACAUCCCUUGAACACCAAAUAGAGUCAGAUAUAGAGAUGCUGUAGUUUAAUACUGUAUUUAGAAUUAAUUAGUGGGAUGGUUUGAGUAUUACCUCUGGAGAGCAGUUGACUAAAAUGUCUAUAAUAUUUUUUUACAUUGCUGUUUCUACAGAGUGUUUUCACCAAAUGUGAUGUAUGUAAUCUUCACAAGCACAGCUCUACAAUGCCAUAGUUACAAAGAAAAAUCUUGAGGUCCUGGCUGUGGAAAACCUCAGUGCAGUAAAGUGUGAGCACAACCAGAGUAAGGACAUAAGGAUUUAAGCACAUAGUAAAUAUCAUGGGACAAUUGUGGUAGGUAUUGUUAAUUUAGUAACUAAAGCACAGUGAUGUCAUUGCUGAUAUCAAUAGCAUCCAAGGCCACUGCAUUAGAGCCCAGUAAACUCACUGGAAAGACUCUCAUGGACUUUAUUGGACCUUAAAUGAAUGUCACUGUUGUCAUCUGUUUGUAAGACUUAUAAAAUACAAAACAAAAAAGAUAAAAUGAAUCUUUAAACCCAUUAUUUCAUCAAUUCUCUCUGUCCCCAUGUUUAUUAGCCACAAACUUCAUUCAUUGGAGCAUACAUGGGUUCAGAAUUGUGAAUCUCUACAAAGAAGGGAAGACCAAAAGAGAAAAUAUUCUUGAAUGACAGGUUCUAAAUAAUUGGAAAAUAUUUACAACUUUGUUUAAUAUAGUAAAACAGCCUCUCACUUGCUUUUUUCCUCUUGGAUCUAACAAGCCUCUUCCUUUCUGCCUUUAUCUUUUGUAUUCAUGCUGGUCCUCUAGCUAGGAAAGAAACUGAGUGGAUUAGUAUACAAAGGCUGAAGCCUGUGUCACAAAGGGAAUAAUUCACUAAUAAGUGCUCAGCAGAAACAGUUUAUUUUUUAAAAACACAAAAGUACCUUCCUAUAACCCACAUAACGUUGUUGGGAUCACAAAGCUGUCCUGAACUGGGCUCUUUUUACAGUGAGGCAGUAGUGUACUACCUCUGUGCUACCAAGACUGUAAGGCCUUGACUAGCUACACGUAUAAGUUGUACCACUUUCCAGUAUAAUUAAAGCAGCACAACACUCUAGUGUGGACAUAGUUAUACUGGUAUAACUAGGUUUAUACUGGUAUAGCUUAUUCCUGUACAGGAAGGGGAAUAAGUUAUACUGAUAUAACAUUGUUAUUUCAGUAUAACUGCAUCCACACUAGGGCUUAUACAGGUAUAACUCUUUCAGUAAAAAAAAUCACACCCAUAACUGAAAUAACAGUACACCUGUACAAAAGCUGUGUGUAGACCAGGACUCAAGCUCAGGACAACCCCUGUUUCUGCAUCCAUGCUGCUGUUCCUCCCCACCUGGAGCCACAGGGCUCUUAUAGCAGUGUAUGUGGAAUUUUGCAUUUGUGUGUGAUGAAUUAAUGGCGAUAUUAUAUAUUUACUAUGGUGAAAUCAGACAAAGCAUUAAGGGCCAGAUUACGUGUAGUCCUUACACUGGCCUGCAGGGGUGCAAGGGGAACCACAAAGGGCCUCCCUCAAUAACCAUCAGAGCACCUUGAGAAACAGAUUGUGCCUUAGAUGGGAAACAAUUUGUCCUAUGAUGCUGCUAGGGGCACGGGUUUCACACUGCCCCCUAUACAGGGCUGUGGCACAAAUGCCCUGCUCUAACCAUAAAUUGUUCAGCCUUUCCCCUGCCCCACCCCUGAACACCCUAAAAAAAAAAAGAGGAAACUAGGGAAAAAACAGUAUUUAAAUCAAUUGACACACCAUUUUAAAACUAGUGUUGUUUUCUUUCAGGAAGGAAAAUAAGAACCAUUAUGCUUUACAGAGUGUUUUUCCCCUCAAAUAAAGCAGCUACUUUAUUAAGGGCAGCUUUUGUACAUGACUUGAAAACAGCUACGGAUUCUAGAAAAAAAGAAAUGCUAGAAAUAAGUUUAAAAAAAAGCAACAGCUAUGUUGAUGGCCAGAUGCCACUGCCAUCAGGUUAUUUUUAUAUAAUAAAUGUAGCCCAGAAUUACUCUCACACAUUGUUCUUUAGAAGUCUUCUAAUUAAGGAGUUUUCUUGAAGGUCACAAACGGUAAUCAGAUUGGCUGAGGAAUGCUAUUUGGCAUCAAAAAAGCCAGAUUACUGACAGCAAUCUUUACAGUAAAAAGAGAAAUACUGGUAUAUUUAUGGCUUUAAUUUUAGCAAAAGUACGGGAAUGUCCUGUGAUUUUUUAUUUAUUUCUUGAACUACUUUUGAAUGUUAAUAUUCUCCUGAAGACAGUUUCAGACAGAUUGCUAGGCUGCCGCUCUACUCAGUGAAGCAGAAUCUACUGAAGAGUUGCUGAGGCAGAACUGAAAUCAUGGCUCGCCUCAAAGAAAUGACAGUAUUGUCAACUAACUAAUACUUCUAACACACAAACAGCAUUCUUGUAUAACAUUGUUUUUUAUGUAAAAGUCUAAGCCUUUUAAAGGCAGCUCUAGUGCUUUUAGGUGUUCAUCCAGUUUCUCUGCAGUCCCUGCUACUUUGCACUUACAUUGCGAACAAGGUAAAGAAGAAUGGAAACUAAAGAUACCUGUAACUACCCGUAACAGCUGCAGAAGGAAAUGGGUCGGGUUUUCUCUCUACUAGAUGAAGAUAACACAAGUACAUCUAAGUGACUUCUACCAUGGCCUCAGCAAAUUGAUGAUUAAAAGAAGGAAACUGUGGGAUUACUUCUUUCAGCUUCCCUGGACAAUGGAAGGAGAGCCAAUCACCUCUACUUUGUUGCCUCCUGGGAAUGUUCCACAAGACACUAGCUUGACCCUGGAGCAGAAGACUACAUUUGUCUUUGUGAUCUUAUUAUUUAUUUUCUUAGGCAUUCUCAUUGUCCGAUGCUUCCGAAUUCUCUUAGAUCCCUACAGGAGUAUGCCCACCUCCACCUGGGCUGACGGCCUUGAUGGGCUAGAGAAAGGCCAGUUUGAUUAUGCCCUGGCUUAGACUGACAACUCAGAAAUAUUAUUUAGAGGAGUAUGUUUUUUUAAAAAAACCCUGGAAUGUAGAUUUAUUUUCCCCCAAUUUUCUCAGACAUUAUAAAAGCCUUGCAUGACUGCACAAAAUAUUAAUCUGUUUUUAAAUAAACAUCAAAGCGAGUUAAACAUUUGAAGGUAGAAUCUGGUGAUUCUCCUAAUGGAGGGAAAAAAUAAAGCUAUAACUGUGCUUCAAAACAUUCAAAACAUAUUGGAACAAUAUAUAACAUAGAUGGUAUCUUAUGACUCAGAAUAAUACUUUGAUUUGUAGUUGCUGAAGAAAGCCUUAUUGUUUGAAAGUAGCUUUUUUACAAGCAUCAGGAGAUUUACAGGUUGGGUAGGAGUGUUUUUUUAUGAGUUGUAUGUGGCAAUUAAA
Messenger RNA from Dermochelys coriacea (leatherback sea turtle), 4107 nucleotides. RefSeq names its product cortexin 3 (gene CTXN3). Bases 3355 to 3702 code for a protein of 115 amino acids. NCBI's taxonomy places the organism in Eukaryota, Metazoa, Chordata, Testudines, Dermochelyidae. The transcript is spliced from 2 exons. The record is from RefSeq and is a predicted model, not a curated record.